CAACCGCACGAUCCAGUUACUGUAGCUGCCUGCUGCAAUGAAAAUAUCUUCGUUGGUGGGUGGAUAUAUGGGCCCAGUUCCAUCAUUUUUUUCCCAAACACUGACUGAGUGAAGGUGAGCCACUGGAGACGGUAUGUGGUGGAUACUAUGGCUUACAGCCAGCGAAUGCCUCUUAGGAGCCGACAGCUGGCCGCCUUACCCCAUCCUGUAGACGGGCCCCCUCUGUCUGAGCUCCUAGCGUCUCUCUCUACAUACCUUUUGACUUCAUGAAGAUCCCUGACAUCGGUGAUGUAAUGAAUAAAUUUGAAGUCCUUGGGAUUGUGGGUGAAGGUGCCUAUGGUGUUGUUUUGAAGUGCCGACACAAGGACACCAAUGAAAUUGUGGCCAUUAAAAAAUUCAAGGACAGCGAAGAGAAUGAGGAAGUUAAAGAAACGACGCUACGGGAGCUUAAAAUGCUCCGCACCCUCAAGCAGGAGAAUAUUGUGGAGUUGAAAGAGGCCUUCCGCAGAAGAGGAAAGCUUUAUCUUGUGUUUGAGUAUGUGGAGAAGAACAUGCUUGAGUUGCUUGAGGAGCUGCCCAAUGGAGUACCAACAGAGAAAGCACGCAGCUACAUCUUCCAGUUAAUCAAAGCAAUUCACUGGUGCCAUAAACAUGACAUUGUUCACCGAGACAUAAAGCCAGAAAACCUUCUCAUCAGCUCUGACGACGUCCUCAAGUUAUGUGACUUUGGCUUUGCACGUAAUCUCUCUGAAGGGACUGAUGCCAAUUACACGGAGUAUGUGGCCACUAGAUGGUACCGCUCUCCAGAGCUCCUGCUUGGGGCUCCUUACGGGAAGGCAGUGGACAUGUGGUCAGUGGGCUGCAUCUUAGGAGAGCUGAGCGAUGGUCAGCCUCUAUUCCCAGGAGAGAGUGAGAUCGACCAGCUCUUUACCAUCCAGAAAGUGUUGGGACCCCUGCCACCAGAACAGAUGAAGCUCUUCUAUAACAACCCUCGCUUCCACGGGCUGCGGUUCCCUGCUGUGAACCACCCCCAAACCUUGGAGCGAAGAUACCUGGGAAUCAUUGGUGGAGCCAUGUUGGACCUACUGAAGAGUUUGCUGUUACUGAACCCGACUGAACGCUUUCUAACAGAGCAGAGCCUGAACCACCACGCCUUCCAGACCUUGCGGCUCGUGGAUCGGCAGGGCCCGCCCACUCCUACACCUGUACGCUCAUCCAAGAGAAAACCUCACCAUGGAGAUAACACCACCCCCAGCAGGAGCCACGGGGGAAAGAGCUCAGGAAGUCACCGCUCCAGCAGCAGAGAAUGCUCCAGCUUGCCACGGCAUGAAGACCUCCAUCCCAGCAAUGACAGCUUUCUCAAUGGCAACAUGACCGCAGCGAUCAACCUCAGUCCCACCCUUCAUCCCAAGAACUACCAGCCACAGAUCUUUAACCACUCCACCUCGUGCAACAUGGAUCUGGCCAGCAGUAACCUGCCUCACCUGCUCGGCACCGGUGAAGCCAAGAGCAAGGGCGACUUCGAAAUGAACCUGGGGUCCAAAGGGUCUGACGGCCCCGGAGCCAAGUACCUCAAAUCCAACUUCCGUUCACAGCAGAACCGCCAUUCUUUUGUGGAGGGGAAGACCAACACACUUCAGUCAGGGGACAAACACAGUCGACAUGGCUACAUGGAGUCUCAUGGCUCCACACAGUCAUCUUCAAAGUUUGCAUAUCUGAACUUGUCCAAAAGCUAUGGUACACUUAGUGAUGCCAAGUCAGUGGGGAAUUUGAAUGAUGUGCAUCUUUACGCUGACGAACCAACAUCUCGAUACUUUCCCUCCAGUUGCCUUGACCUCACAGCCCCGAGCAGCCCAGCAGCCCGCAGGGUCGACAGACUGGGACCAGGAACAGCUGGCAGAGGAAGUAUGCGCACUGACAGGGAAAGCAACACCUUGGACUCCUCCUACAGGCGCUCUUCCACUCGCCACAAAGCCUCAGAGGAGGCCAAGUCACCAGACUCCCUUGAUCCAGGGGAAGGAGGGGUUGAAAGGAGCCAUGGCCACUCUCUGUCGGCCCCACAUGACCCUCUGGCUUACGGCCAGGGAUACACCAGCCCCUUCUCCUCCCAGCAGCGACCGCACCGCCACUCCAUGUACGUACGCAGGGACCACCAGAGGACGCACGGGACAGACGAAGGGCUGUCGGUGGGACAGGGCCUGCCCACCAGAGCCAGCAGCCUCCAGCUCCUGUCUCCACAGCUACAGCACCGCACACUGCCUCGCCAUUCUGGAGGUUCCUCCAGAGAAGAAGACAUGAGCAGGAGCGAACAAGCACCCACUGAGGUCACCCACAGCAGACCCCCAAUAAGGGACUCAACAAGGGACAACACCGCAUCUUUUCACACACAGCGGCAAAAAAGCGAGGUUGGCUUAUAUCAUGACCAGCAAGCAGAAGAUGGGGGGUCUUCAAAAGAGAACCGUAACAUCUACAGCGAGUCGAUGCCGAGGAGGGUGGGCAGCUUCUACAGAGUCCCUUCUCCUCGGCCAGACAACUCCUUCCAUGACACCAGGGGUCAGAGCCGAGGUUCGGGCAUGGCAGGGGAAGGCAGCGGUUUGACGAACCACUCCAAACGUCAGCCGGCCUUUGACCCCUGGACUGGUCCAGACACUGUAGUUUUAAACCCCUCUGAGCCAUCCAAAGAAAAGGAGAAGCAGGGUUUCUUCAGAGCAAUAAAGAAGAAAAAGAAAAAAUCCCAACUGAUGGACGUCCCCGAGGGAAGACCUCCUGUCAUCAAGAAAUGUCUUUUCCCUCUGUUUAGUCCAAAGAAUAAUAUAAAGCGUAGUUCCUCUGUGAGAGUCCUUCCUGUAGUGUCCUCUCCCAUGGUUCCCAGUGAAGGUGUGGAUACAGUCCUUCAGAAGGGCUCCAGGUCAUCCAGCCAUCAGAGCAGCCGCCACAGGUCACGUGACAAGAGCCGAGACCGCGACCAAGACCGUGACAGGGACAAGGACUGGCCACCAGAGAAACUGUCUGACUCACACUCUCCGAGUCAGCCACUAAAGUCACUGCGCAAACUCCUGCACCUUUCAUCCUCAUCGUCCAACCAGACGCCACCCUCUGAUAUGCGCUACCAGCCACUACCCAAUCCAAACUCUGCUCAAGGUGGUUUCACUGAAAGCCGGGGUCACUCAGGGGUCAGUACGCCCCAACUGAAGAGCCGCCAGUCAGCCUACCCGAUGCCCACUCAGCUGGAGUCUGGCUGGCACACGUCCGCCUUGGGCCGUCCCGAAGGCAACCCCUACCCGGAGCAAAUGAGCAUCAAGGGAGGUCAGAACGGGCACGGCUUCGGACGGCCCUCCCGGUCUCGGAUGCCAAACCUAAACGACCUGAAAGAGACGGCUCUGUGAUCCCCUCCCCCUCCCUCUGCCAGUCUCUGCUGUAGUUCAGACUUUCCCCUCUGUUGCUCCUACACCUUCCUUACGUAACCCUACACCUGCUGAAUACACAAACACACACACACACACACACACACAAACACACAGAUACCAAACCUUAAGUUUUAAACACUGCUUGCAAACAGGCCAAAAGCAUAGGCCUUUUUAUGUCUUAAUUUUUUUAAAGCUUCCAUGUUUGAUAGACUUUAUAUUAAUACUUAUGUAAUUCUGAUUAUAAUUUGUACUAUAUAGUAAAUAUAUUCAAAUUAAAUAUAUAUAAAUGGAUAGAUGAAGUGUAGAUUUUAAGUGUAAGUAUUUUUGUUUCUAAUGAAUAGAAAUAUAGUACAUUUUACUGCGUAGUAUUUCCUUUAGACUAUCUAAGGCAUUCUAAAUGAAUCAAGUUUUAUCAGUUGUUACUAUAGAGGUCGGUAAUGUCAGUAACUUUGUGUUCAUCUCACCCAGGAUUGCAACUCUUGUCCAAGCUGUUUUGCCUUUGGAUGUGCUCUGUCAUACAGGUUACAGAUGCUGCUGAAGUACACUGUAUGUUGCACAAACAAGUGGAAGAAAUCUUAAAAGUAUCGCUGUAGUGCCAUUAAUCUGACAAUCUAAAAAGCUUAUAUAUGAGACUUCUGUUUUUUUAGGAUAUUUAGAUUUUUAUGUCUUCUUGAAAUGCAGCCAUUUUAGAGACUAUGGUGCCAUAAACUGACAGAAACCCUAACCUACAUCGCCCUCUGUAGGAUAUAAUGAAGCAAUGCACUUACUGUUCUAUGAUUACAUGUACUAACGUCUAGGCACUGACUAAUAACACACAGUAUUAUUGUCAUAGUGUAAUACAGAUAUUGAAUCUAUGGUUACAUUUCAAUCAUUUCCAAUGGAACUAACAGUAUAACUGUACCGAAGGUCACAAACAUUAAAAUGUUAUAUAUUACAUGUAAAAUAGAUCAAUCCUACAGCGGUAACACCUUGAUACUUUGCACAGCUUUGAGUAAACUUUAAGGGUCUGGUUUAUGGCAAAGAACAUCUGAAGUUGAUAUUGAGGGAUCUGAGUCUGCCUGAUAACUUCCCUUACAAACAGGAUUGAGGAUUUCACAAAAAGCUGCUUCCAAGUGGCUCCACUCGUUAUUGAUAAGUUAAAGAAAUGUACGAAUACAUUUACAAAUAUUACAUUCUUUUUGGCUGCUGUAAGGAUGUUAUUUAUUGCUUUCUUUCCUUAACUUUAGUCGUUUUUACAGCAGUUAGAAGAAGACAAAAGCCAUUCUGGGUGUACCAGUGCAUUUUGAACCGGUGGAGCUGCUUGGGACGAGGUUUUAAGAAAUCUUAUCGUGGAACCACAGUGUUUUGCAGAAGCUCUGUACUGUAACACUGUUUCCCACAUGAGAAAAAGUGCCAUGAAAGUAGCUUGGCAGAACUGAAUUCUUUUUUUUUUCUUUAAUGUUGCACUUUGAACCUGUGUGGGGCAGCAAUAUUGCUAUGACUCUGUAAAUUCUUCCUCACCUUCUCUUUAUCAUGUGCACAGUGUGUGAAGGUUGAAACACAGAGCCGCAGGUACACACUGAGUCCAGCCAUGACUGUAUUGUAUUGUGUAUUUGUGCAUCUGUAAGGACUGUGCACACUCUGUACUUGACACAAUACAUCUCUUCUCUCCUUGGAUUCUUGUUUUGCUGAAGGAGCACCGUGUAUUAUAUUAAUACUGAUGUGUGACUACUUGUUUGGUAAUAUUUAUAACAGAAGAUGUUUAUCAGCUGUUUAAAUGAAAUCAAGUAUUAAGUUUGUGCUUUUAUUACAGACACAAAUUAGUAGCAUAGUCAGUGUUUAUCUGCUUUUUUUUCCACAGAGCAUUUACAUGAGAACAUAAACCCACAGAUGAAUGCUUAACAAUUUUAGAAUAUUCAUGUUUACAUAUGUAACAGUGAAUCUCAAAUAAAACCAACUCCUUUGA
Molecule: messenger RNA, 5352 nt
Organism: Sphaeramia orbicularis (orbiculate cardinalfish)
Lineage: Eukaryota; Metazoa; Chordata; Actinopteri; Kurtiformes; Apogonidae
Product: cyclin-dependent kinase-like 5
Exons: 19
Coding region: 267-3386 (1039 amino acids)
Biological process (GO): positive regulation of axon extension; protein phosphorylation; regulation of dendrite development
Cellular component (GO): nucleus; dendrite cytoplasm
Molecular function (GO): protein kinase activity; ATP binding
Source: RefSeq, a predicted model, not a curated record